Lepisosteus oculatus (spotted gar) is the source of this 3056-nucleotide messenger RNA. RefSeq names its product integrin, beta-like 1 (gene itgbl1). The record is from RefSeq and is a predicted model, not a curated record. Gene Ontology annotation, biological process: cell migration; cell adhesion mediated by integrin; integrin-mediated signaling pathway. Lineage: Eukaryota; Metazoa; Chordata; Actinopteri; Semionotiformes; Lepisosteidae. Gene Ontology annotation, molecular function: integrin binding. Gene Ontology annotation, cellular component: integrin complex; focal adhesion; cell surface.
CUGAAGGGUUGAGCCGGUUUUGGCCAGCUUUUAGCUUGCUCUCUCUGUGUUUGGAAAACUUGAAACUCCUGAAGGCAUUUCACUUCAGGUUUCUCUGGGAUCUAAACAUGCAUGCAGAGGCUUUGUUGAACUCCGUUUUAGUCACUUCAGUUUUGAUUAUUCUCUCAGCUGUUCAAGACGGUUUAUCUCAAUCAUUGAGGACUGCGAGUGGAGCUUGCAGACUAUCAGCAGAAUCAUCUCAGAGACGGUGCAGGACUCCCGAUGGUCUGAUCUGCAGUGGCAGAGGAGAAUGUGACUGUGGGGUAUGCAUAUGUCAAGUGACUGACCCUGGGAAAUAUUAUGGGCCCCGCUGUGAAUGCCAUGACUGGGUCUGUGCAACAUAUGAUGGGAAGACCUGUGGUGGUCAUGGCACCUGUGACUGUGGAAAGUGUGUGUGUGAUGACAACUGGUUUGGGGAGGCCUGCCAGUACCAAGAAGACUGUAACAUUUCAAGAAGGAAAAGUAAAGAGUUAUGUAAGAAUCCUCAAGGAGUGGUUUGCUCUAAUGCAGGCUCCUGUCACUGCGGCAGCUGCAUGUGUAACAACCCGGAUGGCAAGGGUCUGAUUUAUGGUAAAUUCUGUGAGUGCGAUGACAGAGAGUGCCUGGACGAGGAAACCGGAGAGGUGUGUGGAGGCCAUGGAAAGUGUUACUGUGGAAACUGUUACUGUGCGGCUGGUUGGCAUGGAGAUAAAUGUGAAUUCCAGUGUGACAUCAGCCCAUGGGAGAGCAAAAGGAGAUGCACGUCUCCAGACGGCAAGAUCUGUAGCAACCGAGGAACCUGCGUCUGUGGUGAAUGCACAUGCUAUGAUGUGGACCCCACCGGUGACUGGGGAGAUAUUCAUGGCGAUACCUGUGAAUGUGAUGAGAGGAGCUGCCAUUCAACGUACAACAGAUAUGCAGAUGAUUUUUGCUCUGGUCAUGGACAAUGCAACUGUGGAAGGUGUGACUGUAAAGAAGGCUGGACAGGGAAGAAAUGCGAACAUCCACUCUCUUGUCAUCUCUCCUUGGAGGCCAGCCUCAAAAAAUGCCAAGGAAGUUCCAGCCUGCCUUGCUCCGGGAGAGGACAAUGUGUGUGCGGUCAGUGCACAUGCUUCCCACCGGGCGACCCAAGAGUUCAGGGAAAGAACUGCGAGUGUGAUGACCGACAGUGUGAGGACGUCAACGGGGAAAUCUGUGGGGGGCAUGGCUUCUGCUCCUGUGGCCGAUGCAUCUGCAGUGAUGGCUGGUUUGGUAAACUGUGCCAGUUUCCUCGGAGCUGCAACAUGACGGAUAAGGAGAGCAAGAGCCUCUGUGAAACGUCAGAUGGGGUCAUGUGUAAUGGGAAAGGUUCCUGUCACUGUGGGAAAUGUAUCUGUUCUCCCAGGGAAUGGUACAUAUCAGGAGAAUUCUGCGAAUGUGAUGACCGAGAGUGUGACAAACAAGAUGGGCUGAUCUGCACAGGAAACGGGGUGUGUAACUGCGGAAACUGUGACUGCUGGGAAGGGUGGACUGGGAAUGCGUGUGAGAUCUGGGUUGGAGCAGAGUACUAACAAAGCAAGGAUGCUUCAAAAGACUGAGUUGUAUUAUUAAAGGCUGCUGAAGUACAUAGAAAAGCAACAGAUGAGAAUCAUAGAAGAGAAAACUCAUUCAAAACCUGGAUAGAAUUCUUCAUUCUGGUUUCUGCAUAUCACUUGUGUAACAGCAUUCAAAAUACUGGUUACAAAUGAUCUUUAUUAAAACUAUAUUGUUGUAUUGAAGUAAAACAACCGUGGAAGCAAAAACGGUUAUCCUGUAUUUUUUUUCUUUUUUUAGCCGCAUUACCGUGUAACCCCUUUUCAGUACAACUAUAUGUAUGAAAAAAUAUUUAUAUUUAAGAUUCCUCACAUUUUCUAGAACUCUACACAAAAGAAGGUGGCAUAUCAUGAAGAGAAUCCAGACAAUGAAGAAAACAAAAACAGAGAAGCAUUUUUGUGUGGUGUGUGCAUUUGUAUGCUGUAUACAGUAUGUGUGCAAAGGUAAUAAAUUUAAGUUUUUUUGUCUACUUCUCAUUAUCCACCAACCAGACUCUAUUCAAACUGACCCAUUUCCUCUAUAUAUGUUGGUAUUAGAGUAUUAGCUAUUAUUUUAAUGAUACUGUGCUGAAUGGAACAGUACUUGCAUGGAAAUGGUGCAAAGUUAUUCCUGUCUUUGUUCCUGUAGUUUUAUAUUAUAAAAGUUUACCUUUGAAGGAAAUUCUGAAUAUAAGCCUUCAUAUACAAUACUAAAUUUUACUAUGUAUUUUUUUUCUUUCAGUGACUGUUAAAAUAUUUAAUUAACAGCACCACCUUGUCAAGAGGCUUCUAAGCACAUCGAACAGUAAAAAGAGUGACAGAUGAAAGAGUUUGUGGUAUUGAGCAAAUAUAAUCACAAAAUAUAAUCUAAAAUACAGAGAAAAAAGGAGAGAAUAUCAGACUAUGUUGUUCCAUAUCAGAAUGUAAUAAAUGUCACAUAUGAACAUGAGAACUGCACCCCAGAGCCUUUCUAUUUUAGUGAGUCUGCUUUGCCAAAGGCUACAUACAUUUCUCCUUGAAAUGUAGGUUCAGUGGGGAACACAAAAUAAAAGAGCUGGAGCUAAAAAAUUCAAUCUACUUUGGCCUUUUCAGAUGAUUUUGUAACUGUCAGUUUGCUAAUUAUUUUUAACUCCUUUGUAUGAUUGUUGAAAUACUGUACUCCAUAUUCAAUUGCAUUAAGUUUGUUACGGAUGUUACAGUACGCCUUUAUAUAAAUAUUUUAUUCAAUAUGUUGUAUUUGUGUAUACAACAAAUAAACACAAACUGUACAGUGCAGACAAACUCUUUGCAUAUAUGUAUGUAAAGUUAGCAGUACAUACCAACAGUUCUUAAAACACAUAGCCUACUACAUGCAGUUCAUCAAUGCCAUCCUCUUCCCAUGCAACAGAUGAGACAACAGACAAAUAAAAAGUUGUAACUGAAGCACAAAUAACAAAGACCCUCUUCUGCUAUAAUGUUUAAACAUGUUAGGAAAAACGGAAAAAAAAA